Molecule: messenger RNA, 1635 nt
Organism: Colletotrichum godetiae
Lineage: Eukaryota; Fungi; Ascomycota; Sordariomycetes; Glomerellales; Glomerellaceae
Exons: 6
Coding region: 137-1405 (422 amino acids)
Source: RefSeq, a predicted model, not a curated record
AAACUGCAUGAACCCCUCACUUGCGUCUGUUUACAACGUUCGUCCAACGAGAGAAUACCUACUUCAUCUCAAUGCCUCCCUCUGAUAUCUUAUAACAAAAUAGAACAACAAGCCUGAGAGAAGUCGGCUCCAAAGCAUGACAAGGGCUGUCACGCCACCGCCAAAAUCCCCAACUGGGGACAUAAUACCCUCGUGUGCUUCAUUCCCUCCUAUCCCAACAGAAAUGGAUGUAGCCAUCCCUGAGAGUCACGACCUUACCAGAUACAAGUGCAUUGCUUGCGCCGAUAAGAAAAGAAAGUGUCAACGCACUAGAAAUGAGUACAGGUGCAAAGGCUGUACUGGAAGCCUUAUCACAAUCGUUCAGUGCCUGCCGAAUAUCUCAGUUAUUUUACCGUUCACAAAAUGGGAGGACAAAGAGUACGAACGAAGACUACUUGGGUUUGACUAUGUACAGGCAAACGCUGAUCACCCGGCUUCUUUGCGGCACUUUGAUUCGGGGCCAGAGUUACUAGUAUCUUGUCAGGUCUUCAAGUCUUCCAUCGCCAAUCAUACGCGGAUCCUCGUCAAGGAUGCAAGAGGAUGGCAUUUCCUUAAGACAACAUCCUAUUACAUUACUCAAAUGGGCAGCAUCCAGCAGUAUAUCCAAAAUUGCAUUCCGCAAGCGAUCGAGGAGGUCCUCCGCAGCAACACUCCUCUAAAGCCCUUCUUCGCAGCUGCAAAACGUCUUCGAGCGCAUUACAUGAUCGCAGCUUGUUUAGAACUAUACACCGCAUUUCGACUCAUGCGACUGCGGCUAAAGUUUUCCGGCUCAGAGCAUCUGGGCAUGUUUGAAGUAUUGGAUUCGGAAUCACCAUGGUGCAACUCGAUACCAGUCCCUCGCAUGGUCCAGAGCCAAGUCAUUCACAUACUUGAGAAGUAUGUGAAGGACAUGGACUCUUAUAUACAGUUCAACAAACCAAGGAAAUCAGUGCGGGAAGAAGACUUGCCUGUCACUAUCCUGAUUUACUUCUUCUUAUUACAUGUGCGAGAGGUGGAUGCAGGACGCAACAUCUAUUGGAAUCGCUUUGAAGAUCCUGAUGGAUUCUGGCAACAUCCCUGGCAGCCUUGGAAAGUACUUGAUCAAACAACACUUUCUUGUAAGCAAUUGUUGUCUGAGUUUUAUCAUUAUGUUGGACACCCAUUCGAGAAAUGCUGGUCUGUCUCUACGAACCAGCAGCAAAGCCAAGAAUGGAUGGAUGUAAUGGAUGAGUUGAGCACAGCUGUCCGGACAUUACAAAACACUGGGGUUAUGGGUCGCUCGGUGGCGUCCGCGUACCAACCAGGACAGCCAGAAUCUAUAGCAUUGACUAUCAGCUCGAGGCUGUUCUUGCCCAUCCGAGAUAGCUUGACAUUUCAUAUCGUCUAAGGGUAAUUAUCUAGACGCCACUGUCUCCAGUACCUACGGGAAUUUUGGUCCGAGUAACUUAGUUAAGCACACAAUGGAAAGCUCUAGUGUCAGUCUCAGUGUCAACGCACCCUACGUCUCACGCUCGUCAGCCUAAACCUUUUCUCUGUCUUCAUCUUUGUUCUAGCCUAUGUAAUCCCCCGAUAUUGCACAAGAUGGCUCAGUCUUGACUGUGAGGGAUGAGGUUCCGG